UCAACACGUGUGCAAGCUGACACAAUCGCCAACUUACAUCGCAAUUUUCCCAUAAGCUGCACAAAAACAAACAAAACAACUCUGACCCUCUUUCCAUCAACCCUUCACGCUUCUCGCAUGCCUGCGCUCCUCUCUCUCUCUCCUCUCACUCUCUCUCGAUGCAUGUUUACAUGAUUACAUCUACAUGCCUUUGAUUGACAUGUAUCGACGUCAUUCGAGGAUACCCAAGCUCACCGCAAUCGUUUUCUUCAGAUAACAGAGAACUCAUCAUUGAGUAGAAUUUGUAGUUUGAGGGUUACCAAAAAUGUCCACACUAAAUCCAGAUGUGCUGCAAAAUGGAAGUGUUAAGAAUAGCGAUUCCAUCAACGAUUCUCAUGAAUUAGAUGAAUAUGAUUUCUCAAGGUUUGUUGAUCGUCCGAGGCUUUUGAAUCUGGAGAGGCAGAGAUCAUGUGAUGAGAGGUCGAUGAAUGAUUUGCCUGUGCCGUUCUCUCCUCAUCAAUCUUCAAGAGCAGAUAACUUCGGGCGAGCUUUUGAUAAUCCCGAUAGCGUGUAUUCACCUAUCAAAAAGUCUGGUUGCAAUACUCCCAUGUCACAUUUUGGCUAUGGGAUGAUGGCCUCUGAUCCACACCCCAUGAUAGCCGAGGCGUGGGAUGAUUUGAGGAGAGCAUUAGUUUUCUUUCGUGGUCAGCCUGUUGGCACCAUUGCUGCAUUGGAUAACUCCGAUGAAAAACUCAACUACGAUCAGGUAUUUGUGAGGGAUUUUGUUCCAAGCGCAUUAGCUUUCCUAAUGAAUGGUGAACCCGAAGUCGUCAAAAACUUUCUUUUAAAGACCCUUCGCCUUCAAGGGUGGGAGAAGAAAAUUGACCGGUUCCAGUUGGGUGAAGGUGUUAUGCCGGCUAGCUUUAAAGUACUGCACGAUCCAAUCAGGAAUACUGAGACAUUGAUGGCAGAUUUUGGCGAGAGUGCGAUAGGGAGGGUGGCUCCAGUUGAUUCUGGCUUUUGGUGGAUCAUACUAUUACGAGCAUACACGAAAUCCACUGGAGAUACAUCCUUGGCAGAUAAGCCUGAAUGCCAGAACGGUAUACGCCUCAUACUGAGUUUAUGCCUUUCAGAAGGAUUCGACACCUUCCCUACUCUGCUCUGUGCUGAUGGAUGCUCGAUGAUUGAUCGUAGGAUGGGUGUUUAUGGGUACCCGAUUGAGAUACAAGCCUUAUUCUUCAUGGCUCUAAGAUGCGCGAUGCUCUUGCUGAAGCACGAUGGGCCAGGGAAGGAGCUUAUCGAGCGAAUAGUGAAGCGGUUGCAUGCCUUGACCUACCACAUGAGGAACUAUUUCUGGCUGGACUUGAAGCAGCUCAACGACAUAUAUAGGUACAAAACAGAGGAGUAUUCCCACACAGCGGUGAACAAAUUCAACGUAAUGCCCGAUUCACUGCCCGACUGGGUUAUGGAUUUCAUGCCGUUACAUGGAGGCUACUUCAUAGGGAAUAUAGGCCCUUCACAUAUGGAUUUCCGUUGGUUCUGCUUGGGAAACUGCAUUGCGAUCCUUUCGUCCUUAGCAACACAAGAGCAGGCAUCUGCAAUCAUGGAUCUCAUCGAGUCAAGAUGGGAGGAGUUGGUUGGAGCUAUGCCUCUCAAAGUCUGCUACCCAGCUAUCGAGAAUCAUGAGUGGCGGAUUGUGACCGGGAGCGACCCCAAAAACACGAGAUGGAGCUACCACAACGGUGGAUCAUGGCCAGUGCUGCUGUGGCUGCUGACUGCGGCGUGCAUCAAGACAGGGCGUCCGCAGAUAGCUAGGCGAGCAAUCGAGCUGGCUGAGACGAGGCUGUCGAAAGAUGGAUGGCCAGAAUACUACGACGGGAAGCUGGGGCGCUACAUUGGGAAGCAAGCACGGAAGCACCAGACGUGGUCGGUCGCGGGCUAUUUGGUUGCGAAGAUGAUGCUCGAAGAUCCGUCGCAUUUAGGAAUGAUAGCCAUCGAGGAAGAUAAGCAUCUCAAACCUGUGUUGAGAAGAUCCUCGUCAUGGACCGCUUGAUCACGAAGAAGAAUGCUUUCAUGUAUGAUCAAAGCCUUCACAUUUAGCCAUGAAUGAUUAGUUUUGGAAAUUUCUAA
Messenger RNA from Salvia hispanica, 2109 nucleotides. Its product is annotated as putative alkaline/neutral invertase B. Gene Ontology annotation, biological process: sucrose catabolic process. NCBI's taxonomy places the organism in Eukaryota, Viridiplantae, Streptophyta, Magnoliopsida, Lamiales, Lamiaceae. The record is from RefSeq and is a predicted model, not a curated record. Gene Ontology annotation, molecular function: endo-alpha-N-acetylgalactosaminidase activity; sucrose alpha-glucosidase activity.